AUGAAUUCGCCAAUUCUAAGACAAGUAUCAGAAUGCUUUGUCAAACCACUUCAUGAUCUCUCACCCGAAAAAAAACAACCUAUUCACUGCACUCCCUUUGAACUAGCCUACCUUAACAAUAAUUAUAGCCAAGUAGGUCUGCUUUUCGCUAAACCAUCAUCACUUGAAGACCAAAACUUCUCCAUAACCGCAUUUUUGGAUUACCUCAAAAACUCUCUUUCCGCAACACUUACCCAUUUCUACCCGCUUGCAGGCCGUUUAGCGACUCAAAAACAAGAUAACCCGCCUUCCUAUGUUAUAUAUAUUGACCCCGAAAACAGCCCUGGGGUCAAGUUUAUAUAUGCUAAGGCGAAUGCUACUAUAUCUGAUGUACUUAAACCUGCGUACGUCCCAUUGAUUGUUGAAUCGUUUUUUGACCUUGAUAGAGCUAUCAACCAUGAUGGUCAUACAUUGCCUUUGGUGUCCAUUAAGGUGACCGAGCUAGACGAUGGGAUCUUCAUCGGUAACUCGAUGAACCACGUUAUCGCUGAUGGCACAUCUUUUUGGCAUUUCAUGACUUCUUGGAGUGAAAUAUUCAAAUCUAAGAAUCAAGGUGCUUGUGUUCUCUCACGUUAUCCGGUUUUCAAAAGACAAGCUCUUUAUAAAGAAUACGAUCCUAUCGUUAGUCUUCCGUUUACACAUCAUGAUCAGUUCAUUGAACGCUACGAACAUCCACAAGUACUUAAAGAUAGAUAUUUCCAUUUUUCAUCUGCUUCGAUAGCAAGGCUUAAGAAAAAAGCAAAUACCGAAUGCAAUUCUCAAAAGAUCUCAAGUUUACAAGCAGUGUCCGCUCUUUUAUGGAGGUGUGUAACUCGAGUACGACGCCUACCAGCAGAUGGUAACACAGUUUGUACACUUCCUGUGAAUAACCGACGUAGGGUGAAUCCGCCUUUAUCUGAUGAUUAUUUUGGUUCCCCAAUUCAAACAGUACAAGCAACAACAACGGUGGAGGAUUUGAUGGCACAUGGGCUCGGAUGGGCAGCAUUUAAGUUACAUGAAGCGGUAACAAGCGACGACGAUGUAGCAGUGAGAAAAUGGGUUGAUUCAUGGUUUAAAAACCCGGUAGUGCCUAAAAAUAGUAGCUUGAUGUUUUCAAACAUGCUACAAAUUGGGGGCUCGCCCAGGUUUGAUACGUACGGGUGUGAUUUUGGGUUGGGAAAAGCAAUAGCGGUUAGAAGUGGGCAUGCUAACAAAGCCGAUGGGAGAGUGGCUAUGUAUCCUGUCCGGGAAGGAGACGGAAGUAUGGAUGUCAAAGUGUGCUUAUUGCCUAAAACUAUGAAGGAUCUUGAAUGUGACAAGGAGUUCAUAUGUGCUCUUAAUUGGAAUUUUGUUCAAAAACGGGCAUAUUUGUAG
Erigeron canadensis is the source of this 1392-nucleotide messenger RNA. RefSeq names its product protein ENHANCED PSEUDOMONAS SUSCEPTIBILITY 1-like. The transcript has a single exon. The record is from RefSeq and is a predicted model, not a curated record. NCBI's taxonomy places the organism in Eukaryota, Viridiplantae, Streptophyta, Magnoliopsida, Asterales, Asteraceae. Bases 1 to 1392 code for a protein of 463 amino acids.